Molecule: messenger RNA, 2034 nt
Organism: Histoplasma capsulatum G186AR
Lineage: Eukaryota; Fungi; Ascomycota; Eurotiomycetes; Onygenales; Ajellomycetaceae
Source: the annotation of a RefSeq genome assembly
AUGUAUAUAGUUAUAAUUAUUUUACCUUUAUUAGGUUCAAUUUUUUCAGGUUUUUUUGGAAGAAGUUUGGGUACUAAAGGAUCGCAAUUAAUUACAUCUAGUUCUAUUAUAGUGACAACUUUAUUAGCUUUAUUAGCUUUUAUAGAAGUAGGUUAUAAUAAUAUACCAGUAACUAUAGAUUUAAUAAGAUGAAUAGAUUCAGAAUCUCUUAAUGUAUAUUGAGGUUUUUAUUAUGAUAGCUUAACUGUUUCUAUGCUUAUACCUGUGUUAAUUGUUUCUAGUCUAGUUCAUAUAUAUUCUAUAGGUUAUAUGAGUCAUGAUCCACACAAUCAAAGAUUUUUUAGUUAUUUAAGUUUAUUUACUUUUAUGAUGAUUAUUCUAGUAACAGCUAAUAAUUAUUUAUUGAUGUUUUUAGGUUGAGAAGGUGUUGGAGUUUGCUCAUAUUUAUUAAUAAAUUUUUGAUUUACUAGAAUAGCAGCAAAUCAAAGCUCAAUUUCAGCUUUUUUAACUAAUAGAGUUGGUGAUUGUUUUUUAAUGAUAGGUAUGUUUAUAAUUAUAUGAUCUUUUGGUAAUAUAAAUUAUUCUACAAUAUUUUCUUUAGCUCCUUAUUUAAAUAGCAAUAUUAUUACUUUAAUAGGUAUUUGUUUAUUAAUAGGUGCUAUGGCUAAAAGUUCUCAGAUAGGUCUUCACGUUUGAUUACCGCAAGCCAUGGAAGGACCUACACCAGUAUCUGCUCUAAUUCACGCUGCAACAAUGGUUACAGCUGGUGUAUACUUAUUAAUGAGAUCUUCACCUUUAAUAGAAUAUAGUUCUACUGUAUUAUUACUAUGUUUAUGAGUAGGUGGAAUAACAACUAUAUUUAGUUCAAUUAUAGGUUUAUUUCAACAAGAUAUUAAGAAAGUUAUAGCUUAUUCUACUAUGAGUCAAUUGGCUCAAGAAUAUACUAUUCAUUCUAGUAUAUUCAGGCAUCAAACUAUAUGCCAAUUAGGUAUGAUGGUUAUAGCAAUCGGUUUAUCUUCAUAUAAUAUUGCCUUAUUUCAUUUAGUAAAUCAUGCUUUUUAUAAAGCACUUUUAUUUUUAGGUGCUGGUGCAAUUAUACAUUCAGUAUCAGAUAAUCAAGAUUUUAGGAAAUUUGGAGGGUUAAAGGCUUUUUUACCUUUAACUUAUUCAGUUAUGUUAAUAGCUUCUUUAAGUUUAGUUGCUAUUCCUUUUAUGACAGGGUUUUAUUCUAAAGAUUUUAUUUUAGAAUCCGCUUAUGGUCAAUUUUAUUUAUCUAGUAUUAUUGUCUAUAUUUUAGCUUCUGUUGGUGCAAUUUUUACUACAUUAUAUUCAGCUAAAGUUUUAUAUUUAACUUUUUUAACUAAUCCUAAUGGACCUUUAAUUACUUAUAAAAAAGCUGAUCAAGGUGAUUUAUUUAUUAAUUUACCUCUAAUUAUAUUAGCUAUUUUAUCUAUUUUUUUUGGUUAUUUAACUAAAGAUUUGUUUAUAGGUUUAGGUACUGGGUUUUUUUCUGAUAAUAGUUUAUUUAUUCAUCCUUUACAUGAAUCUAUGUUAGAUACUGAAUUUGCUGUUAUUACUUUAUUUAAAUUAUUACCUUUUAUUCUUACAAUUAGCUUGAGCUUUCUUUCUUUGCUUUUAUCAGAAUUUUUUGGUUUAUUUGUUAUUAAAUUUAAAUAUACUAAAUUAGGUUAUAAUUUAUUUGGUUUCUUUAAUCAAAGAUUCCUUAUAGAACUUUUUUAUAAUAAUUAUAUCACUGAUAUUGUUUUAAAAUUAGGUGGUCAAACUACUAAAAUUCUUGAUAAAGGUUCUGUUGAACUAUUAGGACCUUAUGGUUUAGAAAAAAGUCUUUUAGUUUUAAGUAACGGUAUAGGUAAUUUAAGUACAGGUAUUAUAACAUCAUAUGGUUUAUAUAUUUUAAUAGGUUUCUUUUCGUAUAUUUCUUUAUUUUAUUUUAGUUUUAUAGAUGGAAAUAUUUUAUUACUUUUACUGAUUGCUAUUUUUACUAUUUUUAAUAAAACUUAUAAUGAAAAUUAA